AUGCAGGGUGGAGAUAUCUCUGGCCUCUAUAGAAAAGGUGACAUCACCAUCGGCGGUAUAUUUCCAGUCCAUGUAUAUAGGACGUACCAGAGGCUGACUUUCAGAUAUCAGCCCCCUCCCGUCACCUGCAACACAUUUGUGCCACUCACCUUCCAGUGGCUCCAGUCCCUGCUCUUGGCGGUGGACGAGAUCAGCGCUUCAGCCUCCCUUCUCCCCAACCUUACACUGGGAGUCCACUUGUACGAUUCCUGUGCAUCUCCCGGGCGAGCUCUGGAGGCUUCUACUUGGCUCCUUACUGGGGGAGGUAACCGCUCUAUACCCAACUACAGGCGUCAUUCUCAACUUCCACCACUAGGGGGAGUCAUAGGAGACUCCAGCUCUGCCAGCUCCCUGCCCCUGGCCAGACUGCUAGGACUGUACCACUACCCACAGAUAAGUUAUUUUUCCACAAGCUCCCUCCUGAGUGAUCGGAGACAGUUCCCUUCGUUCUUCAGGACUGUCCCCAGUGACACCUUCCAGUCCCAUGGAUUGGCUCAGCUUGUUUCCUUCUUUGGCUGGAACUGGGUGGGGCUGCUGGCUGAGGACACUGACUAUGGGCAAGAAGGCAUUCGGGCCACCAAGGCAGCGAUCCUUACAUCAGGAGCUUGUGUUGCCUUCACAGAGUACAUCCUCACCAGUAGGGCGGACAGAAAUGCCCCACACCUUUGGAAUGUCAUUGCCAAAUCAAACGCUACUGCUAUUGUAGUCUUCUCCAGUGGCUCCAACCUUCUACCAGUAGUGGAGGAGCUCUUACGGCAUAAUAUUACAGGGAAGGUUUGGGUAGCUAGUGAGUCAUGGUCAACGUCGGCCUUGGUCUCUAAAGAGAAAUAUUGGGCCAUCCUUCAGGGGACUAUCGGCUUUGCACUACACAGUGGCCAGAUUCCUGGACUGAAAAGCUUCAUCAAUGCUUCUAAGCCCAGUAAGACCCCAGAUGACAUUUAUCUGAAGGAAUUUUGGGAGCAGAACUUUGGCUGCAAAUGGGAAACACCAGGAACAAUUAUUUCCAACAGCACCAGAAUCUGCACAGGUCGGGAAUCUCCUGGAAACAUCUCCAGUGGCAUCAGUGUCCUGAGGGUCACUUACAGUGUCUACAUUGCGGUAUAUGCUCUGGCCUGGGCACUGCAACGCGUCGUAGCUCACAGGCUGCAAGAUUGUUCUACUGAGAAAUGCAAGGAACCAUUGACUUUACAUCCAUGGGAGGUCCUACGCUCCAUGCGGACUAUUCGUUUCCAGGCAACAGAUGAUAGAGAUGUUUAUUUUGACUCCAACGGGAAUCUUCCAGCUAUGUACGACAUUGUGAACUGGCAAAUUGGCCCACAGGGCAGUGUACAGCAAGUGAAGGUGGGCAGCUACGAGGGCAGUGCCAAGCAAGAGAACAUGUUCAUGGUGAAUACCAGCGCCAUCCAGUGGACUGGAGGGGAACAGCAGAUCCCGGUCUCUGUCUGCAGUCACAGUUGUCCAUUGGGCUUCAGAAAAGCUGCUAUACCGGGAAAGCCUGUGUGCUGCUUCCAGUGCGUAGCCUGUCCUCUGGGCGAUAUCUCCAAUCAGACAGACUCUGUUGACUGUUUCCGAUGCCCAUGGGACCAAUGGCCGAGUGCCGGGCAGGACCAAUGCCUCCUGAAGACAAUUGAGUUUCUUUCCUAUGAAGAGCCAUUAGGAGCCACUUUGGUGGCCACCAGUGUCUUCUCUUGCACAAUACCAGUUGCCCUGUUGGGACUCUUCGUCCACCACAAGACUACUCCCAUUGUCAGAGCCAAUAACUACUCACUAAGUUGUCUUCUUCUCCUAUCGCUGUCUCUCUGCUUCCUAUGUUCUUUAGCUUUCAUUGGCUAUCCAGUGCCCCAAAAAUGCCUUCUGCGCCAGGUGGCCUUUGGCAUGAGUUUUUCGCUAUGUGUCUCCUGUGUCCUGGCCAAAACGAUCACAGUUGUGAUAGCCUUUAAGGCCACCAAGCCAGACAGCAGUUUAAGGAAAUGGACUGGGACAAAGCUGUCCUACUUCGUGAUAGGGGUGUGUAUUUUUAUACAGCUAGGUGUAUGCAUAACGUGGUUGUCCCUCUCCCCACCAUUCCCAGAGCAUGACAUCCUCAGCCAGCCUGGAGUAAUCGGAACUCACUGUAAUGAAGGAUCACCCGCUGCCUUCUGGUGCAUGCUUGGAUACUUGGGUCUUCUGGCCACCAUCAGCUUUGUACUUGCCUUCCUGGCUCGAAGACUUCCAGAUAGCUUCAACGAGGCCAAAUUCAUCACCUUCAGCAUGCUGGCCUUUCUCACUGUCUGGGUGUCCUUUAUCCCGGCCUACCUUAGUGCCCGUGGCAAGUAUACCACGGCCAUGGAGAUCUUUGCCAUCCUGGCUUCAAGUUGGGCGCUGGUCAUAUGUCUCUUUAUGCCAAAGUGCUUCAUUAUCCUCUUCAGCCCUGAACUGAACACGAAAGACCACCUGAUGGGGAGAGGCAAAAAAUAA
Messenger RNA from Pseudophryne corroboree (corroboree frog), 2496 nucleotides. RefSeq names its product extracellular calcium-sensing receptor-like. The transcript is spliced from 6 exons. Gene Ontology annotation, molecular function: G protein-coupled receptor activity. Bases 1 to 2496 code for a protein of 831 amino acids. The record is from RefSeq and is a predicted model, not a curated record. Gene Ontology annotation, cellular component: plasma membrane. Gene Ontology annotation, biological process: G protein-coupled receptor signaling pathway. Lineage: Eukaryota; Metazoa; Chordata; Amphibia; Anura; Myobatrachidae.